UGCAACCACAACUGGCAGUGCACACAACAAAUAUGUAAUAAGUGAAGUUUAUGAAGGGGAGCGAGGAAAGCGGUAAAAUGUGAGCGGGCUGACAGGUGAAGGGAGUCAGGAUGAAGGGUCAGCUGCUCUCUGUGAUGAUACGGCUCCUGUUUGUGUGCAUCUUGUUGACAACUGUCCUCUGGUUCAUGUUGGACACAAACAACACGAAACCUCGCUGGAGGCAUCCGAAAAUUAAAAGUGUUCCUCGAUCCAUUGAUUCCUGUAAAACCUGCGGAGAGAACAUAAAGGCAGCCUUGAAGAUUUACUCUCAAGCCUGGGAGAAACAGGAAGGGAAUUAUCAAAACUUCAGCCUUCAGCUGAGCAACAAGUGUCACGGUUCUGAAAAAGCCAUCAUCACCAAGGUGAACACUCAGCUGGGAUCACAGAUCGUUUAUGACGGGGAGAGGAAGAGGAUCCUCACAGUGAACCAAGAGAUGUUGGACAACUUUCCAAACGAAAAUCCUCUCCCGAAUAAAAAAUGGCAGACCUGUGCUGUUGUCGGAAACGGCGGUAUCCUGGCAAACAGCAGCUGUGGGAAAAGGAUCGAUUCUGCUCAGUUUGUAAUCAGGUGCAACCUGCCUCCUGUGACAGACGGAUAUGAGAAAGAUGUCGGCGUCAAGACGAACAUCGUGACAGCAAACCCAACCAUCUUUCUGCAAAAGUACGGCGCUCUGACGGGACGUCGACUCCCACUAAUGAAGAAAUUGCAAAACUACGGUGACUCUUUGCUUCUCCUCCCACCUUUCUCCUUCGGCAUGAACACUGCCGUCUGCCUCCGGGUUCUCUACACCAUCGAGGACUUUGGAGGACCCGUCCGACCCGUCUUUAUCAAUCCGGACUACCUCUACAACGUCAGCCUCUUCUGGCGCUCUCAGGGCCUGAAGGCCACGCGACCGAGCACCGGCAUCAUAAUGGUGAGCUUGGCGCUGGAGCUUUGUGAGACCGUGCACCUGUAUGGCUUCUGGCCCUUCGAAGUCCACCCGUACAGUUUCCAAGAGCUGGCGAACCACUACUACGACAAUAAAAAAGCUACGUCGUUCCACGCCAUGCCGGUGGAGUUCAAACUACUGUUAGAGCUGCACAAAAAAGGUGUGCUCAAGAUGAACCUGGGGGACUGUGAACCCAACAAAGACUGGUCUGAUUAGUUAGCAAAGUGUCUUCACAUGGACUUUAAAUAUAUUUAAGGUGUUUUUAAUCCAUGAUUACAUGAGACUAUAUUGGAUAAAAGUUUAUUUUAACUGCAAAAUAAAAUCAAU
Austrofundulus limnaeus is the source of this 1295-nucleotide messenger RNA. Its product is annotated as alpha-2,8-sialyltransferase 8F. Gene Ontology annotation, biological process: N-glycan processing; oligosaccharide metabolic process. Bases 111 to 1184 code for a protein of 357 amino acids. The record is from RefSeq and is a predicted model, not a curated record. Gene Ontology annotation, molecular function: alpha-N-acetylneuraminate alpha-2,8-sialyltransferase activity. NCBI's taxonomy places the organism in Eukaryota, Metazoa, Chordata, Actinopteri, Cyprinodontiformes, Rivulidae. The transcript is spliced from 7 exons.